CCUCUCUCUCCCAGUCUUUCUCUGCGUCUCUCUACCUCUCUCUCUCUCUCUGAACCGCUCUGCUUUUUUUUCUCCUCUGCCUUUCCUCAGCAUCCCCCCUCUCAGAGAUGGCGUGUGUCGGUGCUGCUCGGGCGGCCGGGGCCUAACGUGCACACGGAGAGGAGGACCCCCUCCAUCCCCCGAUUUGCUGCAUAUUCCUCGGGUGUCUCUUCUCACUGUGUCCUCCACUGCUGCUGCUGCCUUUAAGCUCUUUCCCCCCAUCCCACCUCCCUGUGCGGGUGUCUGGGAGUCGGGCCCUUGGGGGUGGAGGGAAUCAACAUCGUGCUUCGCUGGGGAGCUGUGCAGAAUUAGCUAUGCCCUGCCCAGGCAUCCUUUGACCGGCUGGAUUUCUCAGUUUCUGUCCGCCUGCAACAUAGGAUGAACAUCUGCAGUCAUGAUGCAAGGACUGAAAAAACGAACCAGGAAAGUCCUGGGCUUAGGAAAGAGAGACAAGGAAACAGAUGCAGCGAGUUCACCUGACAAAGAAGGAGCUGGAAGCGGAAAGAAAGGAAAUAAAAAGGCCAAUGGAGCCCCGAAUGGUUUCUAUGGGGAGAUUGACUGGGACAGAUAUGCCACUCCUGACGUGGACGAGGAGGGCUUCAGCCUCCGGCCCGGCGAGGAGGGCGAUGCAGCUUCCAAAGCAAAGCACUUUUUCUCCUCCAGCGACUCCGAGGACGACGAGGACAGCAAGAAGAAGUUCAAAAUCAAGAUUAAGCCGCUGGUGGCGGACAGUGCCAAGUGUGUCCCUCCAUCUAUGGACGAGCUGAAAGCCUCAGUGGGCGGCCUGGCACUUUCUCCAUCUCUGAAGAGAAGUCCGAGACGCAGCCCGGGGCUGAUAAAAAGGAAUUUGUCCUGUGAAGAGAUUGCCAGACCCAGACGCUCCACCCCAACACCAAGUCCUGCCCCUGAUACGCCAAGUGACAGGCUGUCGCAGAACGUUCCUGCCUUUUUUGGGCUGCCUUCAGAGACCAAAUACGCCAGAUAUGAUGUGGUCCCUGCUGAUGUGUGGGGAGACUCGAGACCACGCUCAGAAUCACCGCUGAGCAGAAGUUUCCCAACAGGAGCUCCUCCUCCGCUUCCUCCAAAAAACAUUCCAUCAAGAAGUCAUUAUGGCUAUUCUUCAGACUCUGGGGCUGAUCUACCCAAUGGAAGGGCAGCUCGCAGGUCUGCCCCCAUCUACCUGAACGUCCUGUCCCCGGCCUCCUACCGAGGCUCCCCGACCCCUGACCUGGACGACGUGUUCGGCCCCGCGGACGGCACCCGCGCCAGCGAGGAAACAUUGUCUCCCAGAUGGGUUACUUUCACCAGCGACAGACCCCCGCCGCCUGAUGAGCCCGCUCCCCCUCCGCCACCGGACUCUCCUCCUCCAGACACGCCAUCGUCCACGCCCUCCACCCCCUGCCUCUCUCCAGGACCGCCGCCAAACGAGCCCCCGCCUUCGCCUCCGCCGUUUUCUCCCGGGUCUCCUCCUCCUUUCACGCCGCCAGAAUCACCCCCUUCCAUCGUGCUCGGACCUCCUCCUCCGGACGAACCGGCCCCUCCCCUGCCUCCUAACUUCUCCCCCUCUAUUUCACCGCCUAUGUGCUUCGACGACGAGGCCAUCGAUGAGGAGGUGCUGCAGUUUGCGGCGUACUGUCCUUCCCCUGCCCCCAUGAGCCCCGUGCCCCCUCUGCCAGCGGAGCGGAGGUCCCCUCGGGUAGGAGUCACGUCCCCUCGGGUAGGAGUCACGUCCCCUCAGGUAGGAGUCACGUCUCCCCUGGUCUUGGCGGGCGUGGGGGGAAAGAGGACUCCAGAGGGAGCAUACCUGAGAGAUGAUAUCCCAGACUUUGUGGGUUCACCCAGAGAGCUGACCCCGAGCUUCAGGGGCACGCCACCUCCUCUCCCUCCGACCACCUACAGGUCUAUCAUGUCUUCCCCGGGGCCCUGCCCAGGCAGCAGCCCCUCGUCCCCAGCUCGUCCCGCCACGCCUCAGUCUCGAGGCAGUCCGGUCCCUCCGCCUCCUCCUCCUCGACCGUCCUCGCGACCAAAGCUGCCCCCGGGGAAACCAAUCACAGACCUGAAUCGGCCCUUCAGUCCGCCGGUUUCAGGCAGCCCCCCACCUUUCGCUCCCUUGGCCCGAGCAGAGAGCUCUUCCUCCAUCUCCUCCAUCACCUUACAUAGUGCAGCGUCCACUCCAACCUUAGGAAGGGACCUCAACAUUUCCACAGGAUGCUCCAGAGGACCCAGUCCGCUCACCAUGGGACCCCAGGACACUCUGCCAGUGGCCGCUGCCUUCACAGAAACCAUCAAUGCCUACUUCAAAGGCGCAGACCCCAGCAAAUGUGUUGUGAAGAUCACAGGGGAGAUGGUGCUGUCCUUCCCCGCCGGCAUAACCAGGCAUUUUGCCAGCCACCCAACUCAACCCAUCCUCACCUUUUGCAUCAGCAACUACAGCCGAUUGGAGCAGGUCCUCCCCAACCCACAGCUGUUGUGCUGUGAUUCCACACCAGACAGUGCAGACACCAGGGAGUUCUGGGUAAAUAUGCCAAACUUGAUGAGCCAUUUGAAAAAAGUGGCUGAACAGAAGCCUCAGGCGACGUACUACAACGUGGACAUGAUCAAAUAUCAGGUGUCGGCAGACGGGAUCCAGUCCACUCCUCUGAACCUGGCGGUGAGCUGGCGAGGCGACGCCAUCAACACCGACCUUAGAAUAGACUACAAAUACAACACAGAGGCCAUGGCCGCACCCGUGCCACUGCACAACAUCAACUUCCUGGUUCCUGUGGAUGGAGGCAUGGCCAAACUCCAGGCCAUGAUCCCCCCCGGCACCUGGAACCCAGAGCAGCAGACGAUACAAUGGAAAAUCCCCAGUCUCUCUCAUAGAUCUGAAAAUGGAGGAGUAGGGGCUCUUCUGGGCCGGUUCCAGAUGAAAGAAGGUCCCUGUAAACCCUCACAGCUGGCAGUCCAGUUCAGCAGUGAGGGAUGCACUCUGUCGGGGUGCGACAUCCAGCUGGUUGGGACCGGCUACCGGCUAUCGCUGAUCAAGAAAAGAUUUGCUGCAGGGAAAUAUUUGGCGGAUAAUUAGUGGACCUGUUUGUGAACGGAACCAAAAGAAUCAAUGGCUUUUGACUGUGAAGACUAUGGAUCCAUCCCAUGUUUAGUGCAUUUGAAACUUCAUCUUUAGCAACCAUCAGAAAUAAUGGUUGAGGUUUAAACAGAAUAACAGAUGAUAUUUGACUUCAUAACAUCAUAUUCAGUAGACCGACUGCUGCUGAGUUUAUGCAAGUAAAUACAAACGAUUAGUUUUGUGCACUUGGAACACUUAUGGGCUUACAUGGAGUAAAACAUAGGGAAACCCUGAUUCUUUGUUCUUGUUGACAUAAUUGUGGAUUCAUACGGUGAUCCAGCCUUAUUCAUUGCAGUUCCUUUUGUCUAACUGGUCAUCAUUGCAAAUGCACUGUAAAAGAUAAUGUGAAUAGAUUAUAUAAUAUUAAAACAAUCUUAAACAAGGUGGAAAAGGCUGGAAAAUGUAAAAAACAAAAAGAAAAGUGUAGUAUAGAGUUGCUUUGCAGUUGUAUUCCAAUAAGUUAUAGGUUCCAUGGUAUUAUCUGAUUUACACUGCCACCUCAAAUCAGAUUUCUUUCCCGCCAUGUGUGACCGAUCUUUAUCGUUGUCUAAGCAGAAUUUAUGUUUCUGUGUAGACAGCCGUUGAAAUGUCACAGCCCACUCUAUCAGUCUUGUGAUUGAAGGCGACUGGUCAGUUCACAGUUCAAAACGACCCGCAGCGCUGGACUAACAUCAGCACUCUUAAUCUGAAGGUGCUUUUUAUAUGGAAUUAUAAUUGUGCUUCAAUCCGGAUGGCAUGAUGGGGAACUUUGAGCACAUUAAAAACGUUUGUUUGCAAGAACAUGAAUUAUUUUUAUUAGAGAAAUUAUCAUCAAGUUUUUAAUUUAAAUUUAAAAUGGCUAUAAUUAAUAUUUUGUAUUAACACAUAAUUACUUUUAUGUGAACGAGGUUGCUCAUAGUGACAAACCUACAGAGAAUUAUCACCCGAAUACUGUUUAGUUAAUUGUUUUACUCUUUUUUUUAGACAGCAACUUUACUGUUUCGGUUGACUCUCACUGCUCAUAGCAUCGCUUUUUUUUGCUGCAACAGGCAGCUGUUUUCAGCAAAAUACCUCAGAUAAACCCACUGUCAAAGUUAGCAACUAGCUGGCGAGUAUUGUGGAACAUUUAGCAGCUAUAAAGUCAGAUUUUUCCUUCAGGAGUUGGUAGAAAGGUGGCCAGAAACAGGACUCCAAAUGAAUGCUAACUGCUAACAUGUUCACCAUAUCAACUUAAAGGAUGAUAUCGGUGUUGUGUUCACAGCUGGUUUCCGUUGCCAACAAGCGGCCAAUAAAUAUAUUAUAAUAACAUAAUAUAUAACAUAAUUUCAUAAAAUUGGGUAAAUGGACCCAAAAUGUUAUAAAGUAUACUUUAUGUGUGGCCGUGGUGUGUCUGCUUACCAUUCUACUACCUACUUACCAGAUAGGUGAGGUUUAUUAUUCUGCGUUUAUUGGGGCUGAACGGUUUUGAAAAAAUAUCUAAUUGCAAUUAUUUUGACUGAUAUUGCAAUUGCAAUAUAAUUUCUGAUAUUAGACGGAAUGAUCAUUUUUAUUAUCACAUAAGUUUCAUUGAACAUUCAAAUGAUUAUAGUGUGAUUUUUGCGGGGAUCUGUACCAAACAAAGAUGUUUUCUUAAGUCUGUAGAAUAUGAUGUAACAAUAUUUAAUUUAAAAUGGUAUUUUGACACACAUUUCACCUUUAACAAAUAUUGCUCCUCCUGCGUUUUGAAAAUUGCAGUCGGCCGUAUUGCGAAUUUGAUGCAAUUUAGAUUACUUGUGCAGCUCUAGCGCUUAUGUGGUUAAUAGAAGAAUAGAUU
Molecule: messenger RNA, 4937 nt
Organism: Sebastes umbrosus (honeycomb rockfish)
Lineage: Eukaryota; Metazoa; Chordata; Actinopteri; Perciformes; Sebastidae
Gene: sgip1b
Product: SH3GL interacting endocytic adaptor 1b
Exons: 23
Coding region: 434-3103 (889 amino acids)
Biological process (GO): plasma membrane tubulation; cytoskeleton organization; regulation of endocytosis
Cellular component (GO): cytoplasm; endosome; plasma membrane
Molecular function (GO): phospholipid binding
Source: RefSeq, a predicted model, not a curated record